UUCUAAUUAUUUAUUACUAAUACAAUGGUGUGCAACGUAAAUUGUUUUAUUAUUAUUCAUCAUCAUCACAAGAUUCACUACUACUAGAACUGUCCCUUAACUCUCCAGUUGGACUCGUCUACUUGUAAAUUCUUGUUCACAAACUUCAUUACAUUACCAUUGAAGCAAUUUUCACUUCUUCUCAAAUAUUAAGUGUAUUAUCUGUGCGUCUUCUGACAACUGAGCACUGUCAGUGUCAACCUAAAGUCCUAAAGUAACCUAAAAAAACAAGAAGUUGACAAUACACCAAACAACGCGAAAGUAGGAAAAUAAACUUCUAAUACAAAUAAAUAAUAAACUUCAAAACGAAGUUGAUCAUUACAUCAAAAUGUUGCCGCUAUCUUUGUUACGGACAGCGCAGAACCACCCUAUGCUUGUCGAAUUGAAAAAUGGCGAAACUUACAAUGGUCAUCUCGUAAGCUGCGAUAAUUGGAUGAACAUUAAUUUACGUGAAGUUAUUUGCACGUCGAGAGACGGCGACAAGUUCUGGAGGAUGCCGGAAUGUUAUAUACGUGGUAGUACGAUCAAAUACUUGAGAAUACCGGACGAGGUCAUCGACAUGGUGAAGGAGGAGACACAGGUUAAAGCGCGCGGUCGUAACGAGGUUUCCAAGGGACGCGGGCAAAACAUGAGGACCGGUGGCCGUGGUGGUAGCCGAGGCGCAUUCGGUAACCGCGGCAGAGCACCUCCACUAGCCCGUGGCGGCGGGAACCCGCGACCACAGAACAAAAAUAAAAAUAAAAUGUAAGAUAAGUUUUUUAAUAAAUUAAGUUAUUUGGCUAAGGAA
This is a messenger RNA of Bombyx mori (domestic silkworm), 826 nucleotides long. RefSeq names its product U6 snRNA-associated Sm-like protein LSm4. Gene Ontology annotation, molecular function: U6 snRNA binding. Gene Ontology annotation, biological process: spliceosomal snRNP assembly; P-body assembly; mRNA splicing, via spliceosome. NCBI's taxonomy places the organism in Eukaryota, Metazoa, Arthropoda, Insecta, Lepidoptera, Bombycidae. The transcript has a single exon. The coding region runs from base 368 to 787 and encodes 139 amino acids. Gene Ontology annotation, cellular component: P-body; spliceosomal tri-snRNP complex; U6 snRNP. The record is from RefSeq and is a predicted model, not a curated record.